AUGCUUUCCCCAGUCGUAAUUCUCCGAUCUCUUCCUUGGGUCUUCCUCACCUUCUUUCUUUUCUUCCCGCCCUCCCUUUCUGAUCCACGGAUCACCACAAUUGACCAACAAUGUGGGUACACUUCUUUCCAAGGUAGCGUUGACGUUGAUCACAUUUCGAAAGUUGUCCAAGGAGAGAACGGUCUUGCCCAACUCCUCGGCGAGCAAGGUUGGGGAGCCCAAGUCUCCAACACCUAUCCACCAGUAUACAUCCUAGCUCAAUGCCAACAAGACCUAUCGCCGGAAGACUGCCUUCUCUGCUUCAACGAGAGCCAGUCCAAGCUGAGCAACUGCCUUCCCGCCACUUCUGGUAGAGUAUAUUUGGACGGGUGCUUCAUCCGUUAUGACGAUUACAACUUUUUCACCGAAGCCGUGGACCCUCGUUACGAUAUUGUGAAAUGUAGUUCGUCCAAAGACGUGGCUGCCGAGGACUACAUGAAAUUGGAGUUUGCGAAGAAAGUUGGGGACGCGAUCGUGAACGUGACGACGAGUGCAGUUUCGGAAGGGGGAUUUGCGGUGACGGAAGUAAAAGGCGGAGUGGUUGCAAUAUAUGCAAUGGCGCAAUGUUGGGGGAGUCUGGCCGAAGAGAGUUGUAGAGAAUGCUUGCAGGAGGCAGGUAAUUUAGUCAGAGGGUGUGCACCUGCCAAGGAAGGGAGGGGUUUGCUUUCUGGCUGCUAUUUGCGGUAUUCAACCGAGAGGUUUUUUGCCGAAUACACAGAGGGUACUCGUCCCGGAGGUUACACUUCUAUGCAAGACCUUUCUGAAACUGCGUUCGUUAUAGCAAUUGCUUUGGCAUCACUUGCUUUUUCUCUACUUGCUCUUUUUGGUGCUUGUGUUGGCUACAAAAGACUAUCAAUGAUUAAGAAAGGUAAAAUUUCAAUAGUAGCAAUACCUGUAAAACCUGUAACAGAAGCAAAAAUCCAAUCAAUUAAACGGAAUAACCUUGGUGAGAUAUAUUCAUCCAUGUCCCAUUUGAAUUUCAAAUAUGAGAUACUGGAAAAGGCCACAGACUCUUUCAAUGUCAAUAACAAAUUAGGCCAAGGAGGUGCUGGUUCAGUAUUCAAGGGGACUCUACCUGAUGGAAAGGCUGUAGCAGUCAAGAGGUUAUUUUUUAACACCAGACAAUGGGUGGAUGAAUUCUUUAAUGAAGUAAACUUAAUCAAUGGAAUUCAGCACAAAAACCUUGUUAAGCUUUUGGGUUGUAGCAUUGAAGGCCCAGAGAGUCUUCUGAUCUAUGAGUAUGUACCAAACAAAAGCCUUGACCAAUUCCUUUUCGAUAAGUACAAGGUUCAAAUUCUAACCUGGGAGCAGAGGUUUAACAUCAUUGUUGGAAUAGCUGAGGGGAUUGCAUAUCUUCAUGGAGGUUCUGAAACAAGAAUAAUCCACAGGGACAUUAAGAGCAGCAACGUUCUCCUUGAUGAGGAUCUAACUGCAAAGAUUGCUGAUUUUGGACUAGCUCGGUGCUUUACAGCCGAUAAGACUCACCUUAGCACUGGAAUUGCAGGAACACUAGGGUACAUGGCUCCUGAAUAUCUGGUUCGAGGGCAACUAACCGAAAAAGCAGAUGUUUACAGCUUUGGUGUGCUGGUUCUUGAGAUUGUAUGUGGUAGAAAGAACAGUGUCUUCACACAAGAUACUGGUUCUGUUCUACAAACAGUUUGGAAUAAUUUUAAGUCAAAUACACUGCCAGAAUCUGUAGACAAAUGCCUGAAAGAUGAAUUUUCAGUGAAAGAAGCAUCAAAUGCGCUCCAAAUUGGGCUUCUCUGCACACAGACUUCAGUUUCCUUAAGGCCAUCCAUGUCUGAUGUUGUUCAAAUGCUAACUAAUGAAGAUUUCCCUAUUCCUUUGCCAGUGCAACCUCCCUUUCUGAAUGCAAGUGUAAUGGGUGCACCCAUGUCUACUGAAUCAUAUCGUGAUCCCAUAUCAGAUAAGCCUACAACAAUUGAGAUACUGGAAUAG
Messenger RNA from Nelumbo nucifera (sacred lotus), 1998 nucleotides. NCBI's taxonomy places the organism in Eukaryota, Viridiplantae, Streptophyta, Magnoliopsida, Proteales, Nelumbonaceae. The record is from RefSeq and is a predicted model, not a curated record.